Messenger RNA from Limulus polyphemus (Atlantic horseshoe crab), 310 nucleotides. RefSeq names its product runt-related transcription factor 3-like. The transcript has a single exon. The annotation marks the transcript as partial. Lineage: Eukaryota; Metazoa; Arthropoda; Merostomata; Xiphosura; Limulidae. Gene Ontology annotation, cellular component: nucleus. Gene Ontology annotation, molecular function: ATP binding; RNA polymerase II cis-regulatory region sequence-specific DNA binding; DNA-binding transcription factor activity, RNA polymerase II-specific. Gene Ontology annotation, biological process: regulation of DNA-templated transcription. The record is from RefSeq and is a predicted model, not a curated record.
AUGAACGACUUGACUUUUCCUGGAGAACGCCCCAUGCUCGAGGUUCUCAGCGAACAUUCGGGGGAACUCAUGCGAACUGGUAGUCCUAACUUGGUGUGCUCGGUGUUACCGUCACACUGGCGUUCCAACAAAACCCUACCCGUGGCUUUCAAGGUGGUUGCGCUGGCGGACAUCACCGACGGGACUGUUGUGACGAUUCGGGCUGGAAACGACGACAAUUUUUGCGCUGAGCUGCGAAACGCCACCGCUAUUAUGAAGAAUCAAGUAGCGAAGUUCAACGAUCUGAGAUUUGUAGGAAGAAGUGGACGAG